Odontomachus brunneus is the source of this 5550-nucleotide messenger RNA. It is a transcript of the gene Sec24AB, whose product is annotated as protein transport protein Sec24A. Gene Ontology annotation, biological process: intracellular protein transport; endoplasmic reticulum to Golgi vesicle-mediated transport; COPII-coated vesicle cargo loading. The coding region runs from base 201 to 4058 and encodes 1285 amino acids. Gene Ontology annotation, molecular function: zinc ion binding; SNARE binding. Lineage: Eukaryota; Metazoa; Arthropoda; Insecta; Hymenoptera; Formicidae. The record is from RefSeq and is a predicted model, not a curated record. Gene Ontology annotation, cellular component: endoplasmic reticulum exit site; COPII vesicle coat. The transcript has 15 exons.
CCACGCCAUGGCGCGGCAGUCGCGCGAGCUGCCACGUAAUGUUGUGCGUGCUGUUCGUUUGCUCACGAAUCGGUGCGCUAUAAUAUUCGUGAGAUCGCUGGGAGAAAUUAAACGGCAACGAGGGGCGAUGCGCGGGUCUGCAUCCGGCCGUUCCUAAUUUCGGUGUCGCGCCCAUCGCAAGUGACUUUUAGAGGGACAGAAUGUCACAGCCAAGUGGUUACCAGUAUCCGCUGUAUGUAGAAUCCAAUAGUACUCUAAAGAAUAAUCUCUCGCCUAUGGUGAAUGGUCAAAGUUCUACACCUCAACAGAAUGGUAUGCAGUCCCCUCAUUAUAAUUUAACUGGUACACCAUCAUCACAAUCCUCGCGCGACCCGUCGAGGGAAACCUCUAGAGAUCCGUCACCAACACAAUAUCUUCAAAACCAGUAUCGGCCUCAGUUGUCCCGACCGCCAAUGCCACCUAUAACUGCAUCACAGAGUUCCAAUGUAUUGCCUCCUCCACCUAGAACGUCGCAGCCAUUUAGUCCCAUUAACCCUUACGGCGCACAUGGCCAGUAUGCCACUAGCAGUCAUCAGAACGUUGGCACAUCCUCAACUGCCUUUGUGCCUCAACCUAACCAAGAAACUCAUCAUAGACCUAUGAUUCCUUCAAAUCAAAUGCCUCCACUGGCGAGAAACCUUGCGCCAGAAUCGGAAACUUCGACACCUGCGGAUAUCAAAUCGGAACUUGCUAAAGUGAGCCAAAGUUACCAGUGGGCGACCAGUAGUCCUCCAACCAACAUUCCGCAAGGCACUAUAGGCGUUCCUUGUGUACCCAGUAGCAUCGAAAAGACUAGUCAAGUCUCUACAGAUCAAACGACAAGCAGUCAGGCACUCUUUCCUAGAGCGAAUCAGCCACCAAUGUAUGAUCAGAAUCAUCCUAUCUCUUCAGUUCCAUCCAACAUUAGUCUACCUUCUCCAAACGUCACUCAAUAUUCGAGCCAGGACAAUAAUAUGCAGCAGGAUUCACAGACUUCCAGCGUGCAACCACCAAGGACUCGGAAUGUCCAGGCACAGUUGCCUACUUCGGAAAAUUCGAUUAGUCCUCAACUCAGUUAUGGAAGCCAGCAAAGUAUAUUCAGCGCCUCAUCGACACCGCAAAUGAGUUCUAACACGCAAAGCUUGUUCCCCAGUAGUUCACAGCAAGUUCACAACAUGGCUGUACGAAACUCGCAGGAUUAUUAUCCCCAAUCUUUGAAGUCUCAACCUCAGUCUCAGUCUCAGCCCCAACUUCAACCUCAGUCUCAUACUCAGUCUCAAUCUCAUCCUCAUCCUCAUCCUCAUCUUCAUCCUCAUCUUCAGUCUCAGCUUCAGCUUCAACCUCAGCCUCACUCUCAGUCUCAAUCUCACCCUCAGCCUCAACCUCACCCUCCACUUCAGACUCAGCCUCAGCAACAUCUUACUGGCCAAGUGGACCCCAUGGAAUUGGGAGGUGUUUCUCAAGGUCUGAAUGUAUAUCAAAAUUUAGCUGGUCAGAGAAAGUAUCCACAACAGGACACUGCCAAUACUGCAAUGACACCUCCAAGGGGUACCAUGCCAUCUUCAGGAAUCAAUCAAUUGCACGCGAGACCACCGUCGUCAAGAUUGCUUCCAGGACAUCAAUAUGAUACUCGUUUACACUAUCCCGGUCCGAUGACGAAUGUUCCAUUAGACUCAUUAAAUAGGAGAUAUCCUAAUGUAUAUCCCGACCAAUUAAAUCAGUUAAAUAAUCAGAUGAGCAAUCUAAACGUAACACAGGGUGGCUUUGAUCAAUUAUGGGGUGCGAUAACGGUAGACCUCUUACAGGGCAGAAAUAUACUGCCGCCUAAAAAAGUCGAGCCACCAAAGAUUAAGUUACAACAGGAAUUGUUAGACACCGCAAAUUGUAGUCCCGAAAUAUUCAGAUGUACGCUGACGAAAGUCCCAGAUACGAAUAUGCUUCUGCAAAAAUCUAGACUACCAUUUGGCGUACUAAUACAUCCAUUUAAGGACUUAAAUCAGCAUUUACCAGUGAUUCAGUGUAAUACGAUCGUGCGUUGUCGAGCUUGCAGAACAUAUAUCAAUCCCUUCGUAAUUUUCAUCGACAUGAAGAGAUGGAAGUGCAAUCUCUGUUUCAGGCUAAAUGAAUUUCCCGAAGAGUUCCACUAUGAUCCUGUGACGAAAUCGUAUGGCGAACCAACACGACGACCAGAAGCUAAGAACGGCACGAUAGAGUUUAUUGCGCCAAGCGAAUACAUGGAAUUCGAUGAAUUCCAGCUCCGUCCACCUCAGCCCGCAGUCUAUCUGUUCGUCGUAGACGUAUCCCGUCUCGCGAUAGAAAGCGGCUAUUUGCAGAUCGUUUGUAACACCAUCACCGACGAGCUGUCACGUCUACCCGGCGACAGUCGCACUCAGAUUGGUUUCCUCGCCGUCGACUCGGCAUUACACUUCUUUAGCAUGCCCGAUAACGUCUCGCAGCCACACGAAAUGAUCAUGUUGGACAUUGACGACGUGUUUCUGCCGUGUCCCGAGAACUUGAUCGUGAAUCUGAAGGAGCGAGAAGAGCUCAUUCGCGAUCUUCUCGCCCAGUUGCCCGUCAAGUUUCACGGUACUCACGAUACCAGCUGCGCUCUCGGUGCUGCUCUCCAAGCUGCCUACAAGCUCCUUUUCGCGACUGGAGGACGCGUCACUGUUUUCCAGACGUGUCUGCCUAAUUGCGGCCCAGGAACUUUGCAAUCGCGAGAGGACCCCAACGCUAGGUCGGGCAAAGACGUGCCGCAUCUCAAUCCAGCGACAGAUUUUUAUAAGAGGUUCGCUCUGGAUUGUAGCGGACAGCAAAUUGCGAUUGAUCUGUUCCUAUUGAACAGUCAGUACAGCGACUUGGCAACUUUAUCGUGCAUGUCAAAGUUCACGGGUGGCUGUAUCUUUCACGUGCCGUUGUUCCGAGUUUCGAAGCUACAGAGUGCGGAGACGUUGGAAAGAAUGCUCCGUCGAUAUUUGACCAGAAAGAUCGGCUUCGAAGCAGUAAUGAGGAUUCGCUGUACUCGCGGGCUCAGCAUUCAGGCCUUCCACGGCAGCUUUUUCGUCCGAUCGACCGAUCUUCUCACUUUGCCAAACAUCAACCCAGACGCGGGCUUCGGCAUGCAAAUCGCUAUCGAAGAAAACCUUUCCGACUUGCAGAGUGUGUGCUUCCAAGCAGCUCUACUCUACACUUCGAGCAAAGGUGAACGAAGGAUCAGAGUGCAUACCUUGUGCUUGCCAGUCGUAAAAAAUCUAUCGGACAUUCUACAUGCCGCGGAUCAACAAUGUAUAGUAGGCCUCUUAUCGAAAAUGGCUGUCGACCGGUCACUUCAAUCAUCUUUAUCGGACGCCAGAGACGCAUUAAUAAACGUCGCUAUCGAUGUCCUCUCCGCAUACAAAAUGCUACAAUCUAGCGGUACCGGCAGACUUUUAGCGCCGGAAAGCUUAAAGUUGUUGCCGUUAUACAUAAUCGCGUUGUUGAAAAGCGUGGCGUUUAGGUCCGGCACCAGCACGCGCUUGGACGAUCGUGUAUUCGCUAUGUUUCAAUUGAAGACCUUACCCUUGGCGCAGCUAAUGCAAAUGGUUUACCCUGAUUUGUACCCGGUACACGCACUCGACGACCGCAACGCUAAAGACAUCGAAGGUAAAAUCUGUCCUCAACCGCCGCGACUUCAUCUAUCCGCAGAGAGACUAGACGCUCGAGGCGUUUUCCUCUUGGACGCUGGCGACAAGAUCUACAUUUACGUCGGCAAGAACGUCAAUCCAGUGUUCUGUUCCGCUGUAUUCGGAGUUUCGGCGUUUACAUCUAUUUCAGAGGAAUUAUAUGAACUGCCGAAAUUGAACACAGUAGAGAACGAACGGUUGCGACAUUUUAUAUUCAGUUUGCAAGAAGAGAAACCGUUCUGGGUGCCUAUACAAAUCAUCAGGGAGGACAGCCAUUUCAGAACAUUAUUUGUCGAGCGAUUAAUAGAAGACCGAUUCGAAACAGCACUUAGUUACUACGAGUUCUUGCAGCAUCUCAAGCUGCAAGUGAAAGAGUGACCGAUCUAAUUCUACGGGGAGUCAUUGGAUUCAUAAAUCAUAAAGUCGCAUUGCAUUGUGAUUAAGAAGUGUGCGCGGUUCAUCAUCAAUCGGUCGUGGGUUCAUAUAGAAGAUAUCGGACAAGUGGUUCAAGAACUAUUUUGCCAUACGCAGCAGUGAUAGCCUUAUCGACAGACACUGACGCAUUUAAAUAUGGUAGAUUGUAAUUAUUGUUAUUAUUAAUAUUAUUAUUACAAUUGUUUACCAUCAAUAUCUCUGAUACACGGAUUCGCGUCCUCGUUGCGCGCAUCCACUUGGGAUAAAUAUGUAUAACUUCUUUGUAUACGCUUGUGCUCGUCCAGUAAACGAUAGUCGAUUUUUUACGAUUUUGUGCUAUACUUGUAGCACUUUUAAUUCGCGCAAUUUUUACGUAAGCAGUGAUGAUAAAAUCUUUUUCGUUCGUGGAGCAAUAUCAAUAUAUAUAUAUAUAUAUAUAUAUAUAUAUAUAUAUAUGUGACGAAUAAAUUUUCUUUUCCGUUUCUAUACGGAAACUGUUUUUAAACUAUUUCGCUUCGUUAUUCUGCGAUUUUAUUCGCAAUUCACAAAAUACAAAAGUUAUCUCUAUUUAUUUGUUAUUAAUAAAAAAAUUAUUUAUUUUUCUGCAAGUCCAGAAAUGUUAUUUGCAAAUUAUUAGGUACGAAAUAUUAGAUCAAUGCGGUUUUGUGCGAUCUAAUAUGCAAUGUUUGGUAUGAAAGUAAUAAUAAAAUGAAAUUGUUUGCUGGGCGAGUGUCGCAAAGCGGUAACAUUUCACGGUGAUAAGGAAUGCACAGUUGCAAUUUAAUCACCUGGAAGUAAUAAAGAGGGUAACAGCUGGAAAGGUCUUAUUCAAAGUGAUUGAUUCUACAUUAAUUCGCUCGACAGUGACGCGUUGAUUCGCAUUGUAAAAUUCGACUUUGCAGCGAACAAAGUCGCGAAUAUUUCAACGAUAAUUUCGAACAGUCGACGAAAGUUGCACAGUUGCAAUUGAAUUACUUAAAUAAUUAAUUGUACACAAAAGAAGGAGGUAGAGGAAGUGGUGAGGGAUAAUGGAUUCGCAGUAAUGUAAAAUAUUAACGAUAAAUUCUCGAGACAAUUCGCCUGUAAAGGACUUUAUAAUAAUAAUUAAGUAAUGGCGAAUAAAACAGCGCGCUGGUGCGAGUGUUAGUAAAUGAGAAUGGAAAGAAAUGUUAGUUAAAUGAAUACUGUAAAAUAAUUGCGCUGCGCUCGCUCACCCAGUGAGUUGAUACUGCCAAACAACAUUUUCUGGCAUAUUGUUCUUCUACGACCCGACAAAGGGUAAGAAAAUGAAAAAUAACGCGGGACGACAUGAUCUAUAUAAUUUAAAUAUUUAACGAUUGUGUCAUUGAAUAUCGGUUCUGCUAUUAAAAUAUGUAUAUGUAUAUGUAUAUAUGUGUAUAUACAUACAUAUAUAUACACAUAUAUAUGAUUUAUAAUAUAUAAAUUACACGCAUUA